GAGAUUGAUAGCGUAAUUUCGGAUGUUGCGCUACUAUAGUGCUACGGAGGAGUAGCCGGAUCAUAUUUACUUGGAUCUAGUCCACACAGCUAUCAAACGCAAAACUAAAAUUGUACUGAUUCAUAUUACGCACAAUUUGUUACUGUAAUGGAUAUUGAAAUUGAAUCAGCUGAUGUGGUACGUCUAAUAGAACAAUAUUUAAAAGAAAGUAAUUUACUACGAACAUUACGUACAGUACAGGAAGAAACAAGAGUAUCAUUGAAUACUGUUGAAUCUAUAGAAAGUUUUGUAUCAGAUAUUAUAAAUGGUCAUUGGGAUAUUGUAUUACAAACUGUACAAUAUUUAAAAUUACCCGAACAAAAAUUAAUGGAUUUAUAUGAACAGAUUAUCAUUGAAUUAAUAGAACUUCGUGAUAUUGGUGCAGCUAGAUCUAUACUUCGACAAACUGAACCAAUGAUUACUAUGAAACGUACACAAUCUGAUCGUUAUACUCAUUUAGAUAAUCUUUUGAAUCGAUCAUAUUUUGAUCCAAGAGAGGCUUAUUUAAAUGGUCAAUCAAAAGAGAAACGUCGUCAAACAUUGGCUAGUUCAUUAUCAGAAGAAGUGAGUGUUGUAGCUCCAUCACGUUUAUUGGCAUUACUUAGCCAAGCGCUUAAAUGGCAACAACAUCAAGGAUUAUUACCACCUGGUACAGCAAUUGAUGUAUUUCGUGGUAAAGCUGCAGUACGUGAACAAGAAGAAGAAAAACCACCUACUAAAUUAUCUACUGUUAUACGAGUAGUCCAAAAGUGUCAUGUUGAAUGUGCCAGAUUUAGUCCAGAUGGUCAAUUCCUAGUGACUGGCUCAGUUGAUGGCUUUAUUGAAGUAUGGAAUUUUACAACUGGGAAGUUAAGAAAAGAUCUAAAAUAUCAAGCUCAGGAUACAUUUAUGAUGAUGGAAGAUAGUGUUCUAUGUUUAACAUUUAGUCGUGAUUCUGAAAUGUUAGCAUCUGGAGCUAAAGAUGGAACAAUCAAAAUUUGGCGUAUUCAAAAUGGUCAAUGUUUGAAACGUUUAGAAAAAGCACAUCAUAAAGGUGUUACAGCUAUACAAUUCUCUAAAGAUAAUACACACUUAUUAUCGGCUAGUCUAGAUCAUAGCAUUCGAAUACAUGGAAUGAAAUCAUGUAAAAUUAUUAAAGAGUUUACUGGUCAUACAGGUGUUGUCAAUUCUGUAGCAUUUUUACCUGAUGGACAUAAUAUAAUAAGUGGAAGUGCUGAUGGUUCUGUACGAAUAUGGUCAAUUCGUUCAGGAGAAUGUACAAAUACAUUUAAGGCAAUAUCUGGUUUAGUUGGUCAUGAAGUAUCAAUUCAUUCAGUUCAUUUAAUGCCUCGUAAUACAGAUCAAUUUGUUGUAGCUAGUCGUUCUAAUACAGUUGCUAUAAUGAAUAUGCAAGGACAGAUUGUUCGAAGUUUUUCUAGUGGUAAACGAGAAGGUGGUGAUUUUCUGGAUUGUACACUUAGUGGUAGAGGUGAAUGGAUAUAUUGUGUAGCUGAAGAUCAUUUGUUGUAUUGUUUCAAUGUUGCUGCUGGUGGUAAAUUAGAACGAACAAUGCGAGUAAGUUUAUAUGAUGAUGCAUUAUAUGUAUAGGAUUGGAAAAGAUAAGGUGAAAAGGUUUGUGCGAAGGGAUACUGGAAUUCACUGCCGGGAGGACGAUAAAUAGUGAAUGGGUCUGUGCGAUUGAAGACCAUUCUGAAUCAUAUCAUCCAAAGUGCCUAGCCACUGAUCACUGUUAUUGCUCUGACUUUAACUAGCUACACGAUGUAGUCCAACAGUCAAUGACUUGCUUCAUCAACUGAUGACAUAUCUUAGUAUGGUUGUCCGUCGCUUCUUUCCAACCUACUCAUACGCUUAAUCUAUGCCGAUAUUUUGUUAGACACCAUCUAAUGAGGCUUAAUAAAACUACUUAAUUGAAUCAGUUGGUCGUUGCGCUUGAACAUUUCAUUCCUUUUCACGUGUUCAAUCAUUGACACAGAAAGUUGUGGAGUGACAUUUUGUAUUUUGAGGUAGUGAAACGGAUCCGGAACAUGCUGAAAUUGCUGUUUAAGUUAAACAUUAGAUUUCAUUUUGUUCGAGUUCUCAUCAAAUAGGAUUAUAUCAUAUAGGUAUCUAAGUCGGCAAGCAAACCUCUUUAUGGGAAAUGAACUUCAGAAUAUUCAAAUAAGGAAAAUAUCUCUAGAGAGGUACAUCAACAACAAAUUUGAAUAAAAAUCCAGAUUGUAUGUAAUCUGGACAAAUAUCACUUUAGGUCGACUUUUUCUUGUAAGCUAUGAAUCUUACAAUAGCUUCUGAGAUGGAAUCCUUCACAAUAUUAAUGUACUUUUUGGUAGUCCUCUGAUUGACAUAUAUUGCCACAGAAUUACAUGGUCAACUGAGUAAAAUACAAGCUUCAGAUCGAAAUAUACCACUAUAUUCUGGAUUUGAUAAUUAUGUCUAUGUUCUAAAAUCUAAUGAAGGAUGAGUUUUUAGUCAGUACAUCAGCCGUCAUAUCUGAAACCAAACUGUAUUCGGAUAUCACUAUGUGAUUCAGUGUGUUAUUUCUUUAUGAUAAAAUAUAUGGCCAAUUAGUUUGUCUCUGUCUUCACUCUUCUGACUUUUGUAUCUGAGUUGAUGUAUUGGAGAUGUUUUCCUUCAGAAGUAAAGCUCAUCAGAGUGCGUGAUCUCACUGUGAUAAAAUAUAAUCAGAGUCCAGAAAGGUUAUCCAGUGUUAGUUACAGUGUUCUGUCGAACCAUUUCAAUGAUAGCUGAUGGCUAUAUGAUAUGUUUGUCCAUCAUACAUCAAUUUUACGAUGUUGUACGGUCAUAGAUUGUGAUGCCUGUUGUCUAAUUUGACACAACUUUCGAACAUUAAAAGCAUGAUUAUGUAGUACGAUAUUCGUUCUCAGGAGGCCUUGGAUGCUAUUUUGUAACAAGAACAAACAAAAUUUGGUGGUGCAGUUGGGGAUUGUUCGUGAACAGGGUGAUCUCUUGUGUUUUUAGAGGUAUAAGGACAUUUAUCGCUUCGCGUUUGAAGGAUACUUCUUCCUGGGGGACUUGAAAAGGUAACGAGUGGUGUCAGAACGUGACAACAGAACCCCUAGUAUAAUUUCUAGAAGCCGGUUGGACCCAGGAUUUUCCUAGUAAGUUUUACAUGAGUUAACUCUGUGCGUUUUAUGCCUUAUAGUUUGAGACUGAAAUCUUUGGGGUAAUUUAGGGUGUAGCACUCAUACAGUUAACUUUUUCUUACCCAUUCUAUUGUCAAAAAGUAGCAUCUUUACCGUUCCUGGUCGUCAUCAAAAAACAAUUUGUGAAGAAUAUCUUGGGCCAUAUUGUUUAUUUAACGUUAGUUUAAGUGGACAAUUAAUAUCAUGUAUUCUUCUUUUAUAGGUUCAUGAAAAGGAAGUGAUAGGUUGUGCACAUCACCCUCAUCAAAACCUUAUUGCUACUUAUUCAGAAGAUGGUUUAGUAAAACUGUGGAAACCAUAAGUAAUGGAAGAUCGUGCUGUUAUAAUGCGAAUUCCAAAUGUAUAUUAUUGUUGUUUCUUUGUAUAAGAUACAUUCAAUAAAUAACUUUUUUAAUUUGC
Messenger RNA from Schistosoma margrebowiei, 3599 nucleotides. The record is from the annotation of a GenBank genome assembly. NCBI's taxonomy places the organism in Eukaryota, Metazoa, Platyhelminthes, Trematoda, Strigeidida, Schistosomatidae.